CUUUUUAAGUCAACCAGCCAAACAUUUGGCUUUUCAGUUCUAACGUUAACUGCUAUUAAUAUUCCCACCAACAAGGAAACCUAUCAAGCAUAAUGCUCACCUUCACUUUUCCCAUUUUUUCUUUGCUCCUCCUCUCCUCCUCCUCCUCCUCCACCGCGGCCCAACCAUACAACGCCACCGACUAUUACCUCUUUGACUGUGGUUCCUCCACCACCACCACCAAUUCGGACCGGAUAUGGGAUAGUGAUGAACGUUCCACUGUUGUACCCUCCACCAUCUCCAUCACCUCAUAUUCAUCCACCCCCCUUCACCGAGAUCCUUCGGUCCCCCAAACACCUUAUUCCACCGCCCGAAUCUUUAACACUUCUUCGUUCACAUACACAUUUCCGGUGUCCCAAGGCCCCAAAUUCCUCCGCCUAUAUUUCUACCCUGCCAUUUACUCUGACCUCAAACCAGAACAAUCUUUCUUCUCGGUAUCAUCCAAUGGCUACUCUCUCUUAACCAACUUCAGUGCUUUCCUAACCGCCUCCUUUCUAGCAAAGACGCGCUCCAACGCACGAGUCGACAGACCCCUGGUUCCUAACUUUGUCAAAGAAUUCAUCAUCUACGUAAAAGAUGCACAAAUCCUAAACGUUACCUUUACACCCUCACCCAAAUCGUACGCCUUCAUCAACGGUAUUGAAAUCGUUUCAAUGCCAGAAGAUCUCUACAACUCUAAGAAACUGAAAUCUGUUGGGGUAACUAACGGACCCGUUAUUGACAACAAAAUGGCACUUGAAAAUAUCUACAGGUUAAACAUGGGUGGGGGACAUGUAUCGGGUAAUGGAGAUACCGGUAUGUACCGGUCAUGGGGUCCUGAUAAUAACUACAUAUACUCAGCAGCAAUUGGGUUGACACCUGUGUAUGAUCAGCUGAAGCCGAUUAUGUAUACAACGGAGACACCGAAUUAUACUGCACCCGAGCUAGUUUAUCGAACCCAAAGGAGUAUGGGCAAUCAGUCUGACAAGUAUAAUCUGACUUGGAUACUUCCCGUUGAUUCCGGUUUUUAUUACCAUCUGAGGCUCCAUUUUUGCAACGUUAUACCACAAUACAAUAAACGUGGUCAGGUGAUUUUCAUGAUCUUCAUUAAUAAUCAAACCGCUGACGACGAAAUUGAUCUAUUUUACUUAACUCGUGGUAGUGGUUAUCCUGUAUAUAAGGAUUACGUUGUGUUUGUCAACGACCCGGAUGGCAGCGGAAGCAAACGAGAUUUGUGGCUCGCGAUGCAUCCGAAUCCCCAAUCUCAACUAUAUAAUGAUGCGUUUUUAAACGGCUUGGAAGUAUUCAAGUUGAGCAUGGAUGGUAGUCUUGCUAGCCCAAACCCCGAACUAUAUACUGCUGCUUAUCUAGAUGUUUCUCUCGUAAUACAGAACACAAAGAAAACUAAGUUAUAUGCCCCCAUAAUUGGAGGUGUCGGGGGAGGGUUAGUUGUGUUGACGAUUUUCGUUCUUGUGGUUUUCUUGCGAACGCGAGUCAAACACUCUGGUAAGGUUGGUGACAAGUCGUUAGCAUCUACUAACUCUUACUAUCCAUCAUUACCGUUAGAUAGAUGUCGUCGUUUUUCAUUUGCGGAAGUGAAAGUUGCUACCUGCGAAUUUGAUGCCAAAUGUGUUAUAGGCAGAGGAGGGUUUGGUACAGUGUACAAAGGGUAUAUUGACAACGCAAAAACCAUUGUUGCAAUCAAACGGCUCAACUCUUCAUCCAAACAAGGUUUUCGUGAAUUCAUAACAGAAAUAGAGUUUCUAUCCAAACUACGACAUGUACAACUAGUGUCCCUGAUUGGAUAUUGUGAUGAUGAGGGCGAGAUGAUACUGGUCUAUGAUUACAUGCCUAACGGAACUCUACGAGAACAUCUAUACAAGAAAUACAACCCUCCUUUGUCGUGGAAAAGACGUCUUCGUAUUUGCAUUGGUGCAGCAAAAGGGUUGCAGUAUCUCCACACUGGAGCAAACCGUGCGAUAAUUCAUCGGGAUGUGAAGUCCACAAAUAUCUUACUAGAUGAAAAUUGGGUUGCAAAGUUGUCUGACUUCGGGUUGUCUAAGCUAGGCCCUAAAGACCAAACAAAAAACCAUGUUAGCACAGUGGUGAAGGGUACCAUCGGGUAUGUGGAUCCUGAAUAUUAUCGGAGGAGACAACUCACUGUCAAAUCUGAUGUGUACUCCUUUGGAGUCAUUUUGCUUGAAGUGUUGUGUGCAAGACCUGUUAUCGAUCUAGGGCUGCCUGAUGAACAAGUGAAUCUGGCGGAAUUGGGAAGGUCCUGUUAUCGAAAGGGGACCCUGCAUGAGAUAAUUGACCGAAACCUGAGUGGUGAGAUUACCCCUAAGUGCUUAACGAAGUUUGGGGAGGUAGCCUGUAGUUGCUUGAAUGAAGAAAGAUUUGCACGCCCAGCUAUGGACGAUGUUGUUUGGGGACUAGAGUUGGCAUUGCAACUGCAAGAAGAUGCUGAUAAAACGGGUGAAAUGGUUUAGUGAGGCCAUGAAAUCAACAGCUUUCGUCCAUCAUGCAAGCAGAGAUGGCCAUAACCGAUGAAUAUGUGUUAUUGGGUUCAACUGGAGUGGCAAUAAGACAUGACACGUCGACGACCAAAUUUUCAUUGAGAUGUUGCAGCCACAGGUGGCUAAUAUAGUUUUGUAGGCUCAGACUCCAGUGUCACAGACAAGCAAUAUUUCAUAACAGAUAUGUGGUGAAGGACACAUGUAUUGGUUUUAUUUUGAGUUUCAAGAGUUGUGUAAUUAAAUUAUUUGUGUCUCUUGUAUCACUCCUUUUCUGUACAAAUUGAUAUAUAAUACCAAUAAUAAAAAGAAUAUAACAGUUAUCAGAUCAA
Molecule: messenger RNA, 2863 nt
Organism: Helianthus annuus (common sunflower)
Lineage: Eukaryota; Viridiplantae; Streptophyta; Magnoliopsida; Asterales; Asteraceae
Product: receptor-like protein kinase FERONIA
Exons: 1
Coding region: 93-2507 (804 amino acids)
Biological process (GO): protein phosphorylation
Molecular function (GO): protein kinase activity; ATP binding
Source: RefSeq, a predicted model, not a curated record